Humulus lupulus (European hop) is the source of this 939-nucleotide messenger RNA. RefSeq names its product DDT domain-containing protein DDR4-like. The transcript is spliced from 3 exons. Bases 469 to 723 code for a protein of 84 amino acids. Gene Ontology annotation, biological process: regulation of DNA-templated transcription. Lineage: Eukaryota; Viridiplantae; Streptophyta; Magnoliopsida; Rosales; Cannabaceae. Gene Ontology annotation, cellular component: RSF complex. The record is from RefSeq and is a predicted model, not a curated record.
UCGAUACCAAACUCUUCUGAAAAUUUAAUGAAAUGUGAUACGCUCAUGAAAGUGUAAUACACCUAAAACUUCCUCUUAUUUUUUUUUUUUAAAUUUUACUUUUGACCAUGACUCUGUACAUUUGUUUUUAUUUGUUUGAUGUGUCUUCAACUAGACAGUGAGUUUGUUGAAAAGGUCAUGCAGUUAUGAGUUUACGUUUCCAUUUAGUGUGAUUUCUAAUUUUGAUUAUGUAUAUAUAUUUAUAUAUAUAUAUGGGAUCUUGACCACAUAUCUAAUUCUCCAUUAUUUCCUUUUAAGCCUAUAAUCAUACUUUACCGCUACCAAGUUUAUUUUGAAUUUCGUGCAAAUCUUUUUUACUGCAUUUAUUUUGUUGUAUGUUCAGUUAGAUUGAAUGUGGGUGAUGUUUUGCAGCAAGAUGGCAUCAGGAACUAUAUUGACCAUUCAAUUAAACAUGGUAUUCCACUUGCAAUGUUUCGUAAAGAACACGUUGGAGGUGACUCUCAUGGAAUUUCAUACUGGUAUGAAGAUGAUGAAAUGGUUGGUCACAGACUUUACAAGGAGAUAAGAAAAUUUGAAGUGAAGAAAGCGAAAUCAAAGGGCUCUCAAGUCCCACUCAAUGCAUCAUACCAGUGGGAAACAGUUGCAAGCAAUUUUGAUGAAUUCCAAGAUGUUUCUAGGAAAGAGAGGUUACUGAAGAAGCAACACGGACAAGCUCCUUCUUGAUAAUUUUUACAAUAUGGAUGGGCUUUCUCCAGGGUGCUCCAUUCGAGAUAGAAAACCUGUCACAUAUACUUUUGGUAAGGCAAAAUGGUUUAAGCUGCCUGCUUUAUUUGUCCCCCUUGAUACCAUAUUUAUCACCUUCUGGUGUGAAUUUUUUGAUAAGAUUUUAGUUUAAAUUUUGAGUUAUAUAAAUAUGUGCAAUGUUUGUGACAGUGUGAA